Messenger RNA from Sinocyclocheilus grahami, 2997 nucleotides. RefSeq names its product mitogen-activated protein kinase kinase kinase 20a (gene map3k20a). Gene Ontology annotation, biological process: protein phosphorylation. The coding region runs from base 230 to 2752 and encodes 840 amino acids. Lineage: Eukaryota; Metazoa; Chordata; Actinopteri; Cypriniformes; Cyprinidae. The transcript is spliced from 21 exons. Gene Ontology annotation, molecular function: MAP kinase kinase kinase activity; ATP binding; protein binding. The record is from RefSeq and is a predicted model, not a curated record. Gene Ontology annotation, cellular component: cytoplasm.
UGUUUCUCCCCGGUUCUGCUGCAUGCGUCACUGCGCCCAGGGCUGAUGUCGGCGGCUCUGAUCAGGAAGAAGUUGUUACACGUGAAGUCACCGGAGUGACCGGACACUGGAAAUAUCAGCCCGAGUCACAAGUUGAAGCAAGAUCUUCUUGACCGUUGUCCAUCAUUCCCGGGAAGACUGACAGAAGAGGAGUGCGGGAGAGAAGCGUGUUUCGAAGUGCCAUUAUGCCAUGGCAUCUCUGGGCGCCUCCUUUGUGCAAAUCAGAUUCGAUGACAUCCUCUUCUACGAGAACUGCGGCGGCGGGAGUUUCGGGAGCGUGUAUCGCGCCCGCUGGCUCUCGCAGGACAAAGAGGUGGCGGUGAAAAAGCUUCUGAAGAUUGAAAAAGAGGCAGAUAUUUUAAGUGUUCUCAGUCAUCGAAACAUCAUCCAGUUUUAUGGAGCGGUUCUGGAAGCGCCCAACUAUGGAAUUGUUACAGAGUAUGCCAGCUGUGGAUCUCUCUUUGACUAUCUGUCCAGUGCCGAGAGUGAAGACAUCAGUAUGAAGCAGAUUAUGACCUGGGCAAUGGACAUUGCUAAAGGCAUGCAUUAUCUGCACGCUGAGGCCCCGUUUACAGUCAUUCACAGAGACCUCAAGUCCCGAAAUGUUGUGUUGACGGCAGAUGCUGUACCCAAGAUCUGUGAUUUCGGGGCGUCUAAGUUUCAUUCUCACACCACCCACAUGUCUCUGGUGGGCACGUUUCCCUGGAUGGCCCCUGAAGUCAUCCAGAGCCUUCCUGUGUCUGAGACCUGCGACACGUACUCGUACGGAGUGGUCCUCUGGGAGAUGUUGACUCGUGAAGUUCCCUUCAAAGGUCUGGAGGGGUUGCAGGUGGCCUGGCUGGUGGUGGAGAAGAGCGAGAGGCUGACGAUUCCCAGUAGCUGCCCUGCCAGUUUCGCCUGUCUGAUGAGAAGCUGCUGGGGGACGGAACCGAAAGACAGGCCGCUGUUCAAACACAUCCUGUCCACGCUGGAGUCCAUGUGGAACGACAGUCACUUACCUGAUGAGUGCAACACUUUCCUGCACAAUAAAGCAGAGUGGAGAAAGUUCUGGGUGUUUGAUGCUAUAUUAAGACUGGAAGUGGGCCACAUCACAUAUUCCGUGUGGAUCAAAACCACACCCUUGUUCUUUCUUCCUCUGGCGGCAGCGUUAAGCUCAGAGUUGUUUGUUGACUCGAGUGUGGCGGAGGAAGUGAGUUCAGAGAUGUCGUGUGAUGGAGCGCUGCAGGCCAUCAUGAGGGAGUUUGAUCAGAUGUUUCCUCUGGACCCACAGGCCAAUCUGAACUCCUCCAAGAUCCUCAUGCCUUUGAGCUUAGCUCUUCUCCCAAACCUGGCCAUCCACUCCUGGACAGAAGAACAUGUGCAAUUCUGGAUGGAGCAGAUUUUUCAAGGUGAUGGAGAGCUGCAGCAGUACGCCGACAUCUUCAAGCAGAAUCACAUCACAGGACAGAGGCUGCUUCUGCUGUCCGAGACGGACAUGAGAGAUCUGGGUGUGACAUCUAAAGGACACAUCAUACAUCUGAAGACCGAAAUUGAGAAACUUACCCACGACUACCUGAACCUGUUCCACUUUCCGCCGUUGAUAAAGGAUGGUUUGGCCACUGAGGAAGCAGAGGAAGAGUGGAGGAAGACUGUAAAUCUGGAGUUGGUGUUUGGGUAUCACUGGAAAGCAGGCACAGGCCAAACGGACUGCAAAUGGAAAAUGUACAUGGAGCUUGAUGGGGAUGAGGUGGCAAUAGCAUAUAUCAAAGAUGUGACCUUCAAUGCCAGCAGACCAGAUGUAGAUAUAUUAAAGAUGACCAAGCCUCCGUUUGUGAUGGAUAAAUGGAUCGUCGGAAUAUCUGGCACACAAACCGUUGACUGCACAGUAAACUAUGAGAGUAACGUGAGAUCUCCUAAGUGCACGAGACAUGAGCACAGAGUGCAGUGGAGACCAGACAGCGGGAGGGACGUGAUCAGACCUGUAGAGCUGGCCAUUGAGACGGCGCCAAACAUCAGGGAAAGUUACAACAGAAGCAGGUCCAACUCAGGCGUUGAUCCCAAAUGGAUUCACAGUCUGAGAAUGAAGCAGAUUAGAGAGCAUGCUGCCCCGGAGUCCACAGGCAAGAUGACCCUCCCUCAGUUCCUGUCUGCCAUCGGGAGCCAGUCAUCGUACGCCGCUGCUGUGAGGAGAUCGCCCAAUCGCAGCCCUCUCACUCCAUGGACAGACUCGCGGAGUUCCUCUCCCACCCUUUCUGUCAAACUCUCCACUAUCCAUCUGGGGUCAAAGGGCAGCAGCCCAUCCAGCACGACAUCUGACAGCACCUCGGAGCGAGAGCGGCCCCCUAGUGCUGGAGCUAAACACAACUACAACAGAAAAACAUACUAUGACCACACGUUUAAAAUCACUGGAGGAGGAAGAGGAGAAGCAGAAGCCAGAAGGUUUAAUCAGAUAUCACAGAGAGGAUCCAGAGGCAUCCAACAUGCUGGACGGCCACGAAACUACAACUCUUGCAUAACGCCAUCUAACCACCAACGCCCAAUACCAGGGAUGUCAGUUGUCACUGAGGGGGUGAAGCAGAAAGGGGCGUCUGAAGAGGCCGGGUCUGGUGAUGGGGACUGGAUCAAAGUAGAAAGAAAGAAAUCUAAUAAACAGGAACAUAAGCAUCAGGAAGUGAGGCAGACCAGAGGCCGGCCGCGCAGAGGAGGGAGAGGUGGUGGACGUGGCCGAAGUUGAGCGUUUAUAAAGCGUUAGGCUGAUAGAAGGGGUUGGUAAUGAAUCACGUUUGAUCUACUGUAAGGGCUGGAGAGCUGGUUUGUAACCAAAGCACUUAACCCCGGUUGUUCUUAGGGGAUUGUAGGUGUACUGUAAGCAGUGGCGCAAAAAGGGGGUAUGCCGUAUAUGCAGUGCAUAGGGGCCAAAAUCAUUCUGUGAAAAUCUUCUUUAAUAAAAUGUUAUAAAUAAUCAAAAGCUUAGUUGUU